Molecule: messenger RNA, 1050 nt
Organism: Chaetomium globosum CBS 148.51
Lineage: Eukaryota; Fungi; Ascomycota; Sordariomycetes; Sordariales; Chaetomiaceae
Exons: 2
Coding region: 1-1050 (349 amino acids)
Biological process (GO): division septum assembly
Cellular component (GO): division septum
Source: RefSeq, a predicted model, not a curated record
AUGAAUGCGGCAAAUGCCCCUGCGACCGUGAGGAUAUCCGGCCCACCAAACAGUAGCUUCCUGGUGGGCUACCCCGGUAUCUCCGCGACUCUGCCUAGAAUCGUUGGCAAAGUCGAAAUCCGCCCCGGCGCAGGCUUCUCAGCACCCGUGAACGUUUCCAUGGUGCGCAUCUGUCUUCAGCGACGCGAGACGAUACAUCCGGCCGCCGAAAAUGUUGCAAAACGACACCUUGGGACGCCGCGACGGGAAACAGUAGAUUUGGUGGGGAAGGAGGUGCUACUCUUUCGAUGCGUGUCGGGAAAAGAGGCGGAGAGUGUGAUCGCGAUGGACCUGCCAUUUCAAAUAUUCAUUCCGUUCGGGCGCAGCGGCGAAGAGACGAACCGCCGGAUCCCCCCUGCAAGCAUACAACUACCCAGCCGAAUCGCCGAGACAUAUUACGAGCUCGUAGUCACCGUCCAACAGGGGUCCAGCAUGCAGAACCGCUAUACUUUCCCCAUUCCGCUCCAGCGGUACGACACCCUCUCGACCUUCGGCAUGUACAACCGACCAGAAACGAGGGCGGCAACGGCGGACCAUAUAGUGACUCUAGGCAUAUCGCUUCCAAAAUGGAGCUACGGACCCCUCGACCCCAUCACAGUCUAUGUCAAGCUCUCGCCGAACCCGGACUACCUUAACAAAGCGAAAAGGGUGACGAUCCAGAAGCUCACUCUCACCAUCGAGGAGGAGAUUACAUUCAACCCCGAAGGAGACGAGCCAACGAAGAAGAUCAACAAGAUCGCCAAACACACCCAGGCCGUGGGGACGAAGAUGCCCGAGACCGGCUAUAUCACCAAUCUAGGGCUCGUCCUCCCGGCCCGAGACCUAAGAGAUCCGGACGGCAUAAUAAAAAGGGGCAAGCCCGCAUUUCCCAUGUACGAGGUGACGAGCUUCUCGACGACCUCCACAUUAUAUAAAGUUGAAUUCUUUUUAAGCAUCAAGGUGCGACUUCUCCGGAUGAGUUUUCUCGCUCUUUUUUUCUCACAAGUUCUAGGCCCACAUGACUUCCGCUAG